Plectropomus leopardus (leopard coralgrouper) is the source of this 2153-nucleotide messenger RNA. RefSeq names its product finTRIM family, member 86 (gene ftr86). The record is from RefSeq and is a predicted model, not a curated record. NCBI's taxonomy places the organism in Eukaryota, Metazoa, Chordata, Actinopteri, Perciformes, Serranidae. Gene Ontology annotation, molecular function: zinc ion binding; protein binding.
CACCCGGAGCCCAGGCUACCUCAGUUUUUAAGCAGCAUGAGUUUCAUGGAAACUGGCAUUUCAGCCUUGUCUCAACACAUGGCCUCAGCCUGGUCUGAAGAGGAGACCUUUGUCUGCUCAAUAUGCCUGGACACCCUGAAAGACCCUGCCACUCUACCUUGUGGACAUUCGUACUGUUUGGCUUGUAUCCAGAGCCACUGGGAUAAGAAAAACAGCAAGGGUGAGUACAGCUGCCCCCAGUGUCGGCAGGUCUUCAACCCUCGACCCUCUCUGGCCAGGAGCACUCUGCUAGUGGAGGCUAUGGAGAAACUAAGAACCAACAGCCUCAAGCAAAGCCCCUCCACAGCCAUCUCCUCUGCCCCGCCAUCCAUGCCUAUCUACCUGGAGGUCCUACCGGAUAAUAUAGGGCCGCGACAGGGCAGCAUGUACCCUCAGCUUCCAGCAGUGGAGCCCAGGCCCUGCCGUCAACACAACCAACCCCUGGACCUGUUUUGCCAUGAAGACAAAGAGUGUGUGUGUGAGGUUUGUUGCCAGCAUGGACACAAGGGGCAUCGUGUGCUUAAACCACAGGAGGAGAGAAAGGAGAGACAGAAAGAGCUCAAUCAGAUGCAGGUAGAUGUACAGAAGAGAAUCCAAGAGACUGAAAAGAAGCUUAAGGAGCUCCCACAUGGGGCUCGCCAACACAAGGCCUUGGUGCAGGCUCUACAACAAGAGAGCACAGAUUUAUUCUCUGAGCUAAUCAAAAACGUGAAUCAAACAGGCAUCCAGGUUGGUGAGGUCCUCAGCACCCAUGAGACCUCCUUAGGCUGCCAGGUUGAGGGGCAGAUUCAAAAACUGGAGCAGAAGGUAGCAUCACUGCGCUGGAAGAGUGAGGAGCUGAGCAGGCUGGCUGAUACGCAGGACCACAUCCACUUCUUGAAGAAUUUUCUCACCAUGGAUCCACUGGUAGAGAUGGGUACAACAGAGGAGUCAAUAUUUAGUCAGGAGGAAGCGGUGGUAGCCUCUGUGCGCUCAGUCUUGAAAGAACUACAAGAAUCAGUACAAGACGUCUGCAAAGCCAGCCUGACCAAGAUCGUCACAAUAGUGAAUCCUGAUGCUGUGGCUUCAAUGCCUAAUGGUGCAUCAGAAGCAGCUUCAAGCACUACAGCAGCUGGUAACAGUGGUCAGGCCACCGCACAAAACACAGUGUAUGAGAUGAUGACAGACCCUCCACCUUUGCCGCCUCCAAGACCUAAAGGGCAUGGGGAUUUACCCAAACAUCCUGCAUGUGAAGCUUCAGCUCCGCCUCCACCCUUCCCUCCUCCUCAACCUGGAGCACCUCCUGCAACAACAGUGGGACUUGUUAAUCCAGAACCAAAGACAAGAGAAGAAUUGCUGAAAUUUCGCUUUGAACCCACCAUGGAUGCCAGCACGGUGUAUCGCCACGUGCAGCUGUCAGAUAGAGGUCGUAAAGCCACGAUGCGGACUGAAAACCUGAACCUGCCAGAAAAUCCUGAACGCUUCCACUUCUGGAGACAGGUUCUCUGCAGUGAGCCCUUAGGAGGGAGCCCUUACUACUGGGAGGUGGAGUGGACCGGAACGAAGAUCACCAUCGGCGUGGCCUACAAGGAGAUGGAACGAAAGGGUUCUGAUGACAACAGCCGUUUGGGCCACAAUGCUCUAUCCUGGAGCCUGUACUGGUCCGGGACCGGCUUUUCCUUCUGGCACAAUGGCCAGGAAAAACUGCUGGGCUCCCCUAAGGCCCGACGGAUUGGCGUCUAUCUGGAUCAGCAUGCAGGGAUUCUGGCUUUUUACCGCAUCACGCACAACCAGGCUGAUCUCAUCCAUCGGCACCGGACCCAGUUCACCGGCCCGCUGUACCCAGGGUUCAGGUUCUGGGCAGGAGUGGGGUCUGCAGUGACCAUUUGCCAAUUGGAUUAAGCUGUAAAUGAAUGAUGAGCUAUUGUUUUUUGAUACAAACCUGCUAGUCUGGUUGAAAACAUGUGACACUUUGAAAUAUUUAAAAAGGAAGUAAGUGUGAUAGAGAGGAAACAAAGAUGUUCAGGAAUGUUCGGUUUUCAUGUUUGUUUCUUUCACCAGCCUUUUUUUGGUGUUCUGUACAUCUUCUAAAAAUGUCUUCAUGAGUGAAUAAAAGCACAGCAAGAAACAUUUCA